Molecule: messenger RNA, 13579 nt
Organism: Coregonus sp. 'balchen'
Lineage: Eukaryota; Metazoa; Chordata; Actinopteri; Salmoniformes; Salmonidae
Source: the annotation of a GenBank genome assembly
AUGGAUGACUAUGAACACAGUGUGCACGUCUCCGAGCGUGACUGGGACUCCUUCUUUCAGGAGUGCGAGGAGUGUGACCUCUUCCCCCCCGCGCUGGCUGGAUUGGACUCUAGCAUUAGUGACUCCAGCAUGAGUGACAUUGAUGAUGCGGGAGGGUCCACUUUCUUAGACAGGCGUCUGCUAGCUGACCUCAAGUCAGAUGCUUGGGAGGCUGUCUUCCCCAUGGACGGCCCCCCGGAUUGCGAGGGUUCUCCCGUGGAGCAUUACCUCAGCAAGUACGGUGUCGGUAGCUUGGAAAAUGUCCUCUCGUGCAGCGAGGAUGAGGAUCUGCACCUGGAGUCUGUCAAUAGGUUCUUUGAGAGGCUUAAAAGUCUCCCGGAGGCUGAACAGCUUAUUGAGCACAGCCAAGCAACAGUGGGAAAAAGCAGCAAGGUGGCGCAGGGAGAGGUGUGUGGUGAUGGGCCACGAGCCAACGACGGCGCUUUGCCAAUAAACAACCCAGAGUUAAAUUCCCUGUCUGCCAGCAGUAAGGCAGCAACUGGCAUGGAAACCACAGAGCCAGACAAUGCCAACACAACAGAUAGGUCUGACUCCAAGAUGGCCCCUGAGCUCCCAGUCAAUGAUGCCUCUGAGGGCAAGACAGACAAAUCCACCAAUCCCAAUGUGGAGUUGGCCAUCAGAGAGGAGGAUUGGUUGUUGGUGCCAGCAAAUGAAGCAGGAAGGCAGAAAAGAGAGGGUCAAUCCCGUGACUUAUUCAAAGAGAUAUUGGAAAUGACAGCCGACUCAUUAAAUACACCUGCCUCUGGGAAAGUGCUGAACUCAGAGUUAGCUGUAUGCAAAAGUGUGGGUGACGAGAGUCAUGGAGAUAUCAUGUUAGAUAAACCACUUCUUAAGAAAAGCUCUGAUUCAUGCCUUAACCCUGAUAGGGAUUCAUCUACAAACCUUGAAGUGAUGCCAUAUGAUAAAUCAACAGAAGGCAAAUAUCUUGCUGUCACACCACCAAAGAAAGACCCAGAACAGCAGAGUGUAAGAAGCCCAGAUCAGUCUCCAUCAUUCACCAUUAAAAAGAAGAGAAGGAGAAAAAAAACUGUCAGUAUUGAGCCCAUGGAGGCAGGCCACGGGUACAAGAGGCAGUUUUUUGCCAAUAAUAGUGACUCCGGCAAGGAGAGAUGUGUACGGGGAAUAGAAAUGGAUGCUCAUGUAAGACUAUCAAGAGAUUACACUGCAGUUUACGUGAAUGAGGCCGGCUGUGAGCAUAUCAAAUCCUCAGCUCACCAAACGCACAGUUCUCAGUGUCCACCCACACACUCAGAAAUACUCCAAGGGAGAGCCAGAAACAAUGUGCCACCUGGGCCAACUGCAGUGGAGCAUGACGAAAUGAGCCUCAAUUUACCAACUCCCCCUCUAAGAGAUCGUCAAAGUCAAACGCUAACUGAGAAGAAUGAGUUGAGGCUAGUAAAAUCUGAGCCUCUUGGUACGGAGGCUAAGUGCAAACAAGCCAAAUCUAGCUUGCCUAUAAACAGUGAAGGCACUGAUCGAUCAAGAUCCGCACCAUGUCGAGCUGUUGACAGCGGUUUGUCAACACCUAAUUAUGAUGGUAAUGUCGCAGCAAAUUUACAGCCAAGCAGCGCAUUACAAUUACAGCCAUCAACGGAAUUUAAAGAAUGUCCAGUCUCGAUGUCCACCUGUGCUUCUAGUGAGUCGCCUCCAGUCACAGAGGAAGGAAAGUUUGGCUCAGACAACAUCGCAAAAUAUCGAAGAGAGUCUGGGCCUCUGCAACUGCAAGAAGUGAAUGGAAAGACUCAAAACAGGGACACCUCAUCUGAGGAUCUCAAUACACCAGAAUCAACAGAACAUAACACUGCCCUCAGAAAUAACACCUCAUUCACCUCUAAAGUCAGCAGUGGUGUUAUUAUUUCAAGCACAUUGCAGCUGCCUGCUCAUGAAAACAUAGUCCUCAAGAUGCACCAAGAAUUAAAAAAUGGACUCAUCCCAACUCUUGAUAAGACUAUGGCAUCAGAAGUGGUCAGCACUAACACAACACUAAAACCUACCAAGACACCAUUACCUGGCAAAAUCAAUAGUUUCAAUGAGCCCUGCUGUUCAAAAUCAGACGAUGUAAUCAGUCAAACAACAUAUGGAAACCAGACAGUUAAGUCAACUAUUAUUCUGGAUGCAACUACCGAGAGGCCAGUAUUAGCGAUGCCUCUUUUUACUGUCUCUUGUUACUCUGUUAUUCCAAAGAGUGCUAUGAACUCUAAUCAGGCAGAUGAAAUAAAUGAUACUCACAUAAGUAAUAAUGUCACUGAAAAAGACCCUGAUUCAUCUGCUCCAGAGAAUGUUCCAUUAACUCAAUCAAAUAUUUCACUGAAUGGACUUUCUAAUUCCCCUGAUUUACAAAUGGAAGGCAGCCAAAUUGUUGGGUUUCAGUCUAACAAAACAUCUAUGGUAGCACUGCCAGAUAAACGUAACACUGUUAUAGACUUGCCAGUAACGUUAUUUGAAAGCUCUGAUGCACCUGAUAUUCAAACCAGAUUCAAUGGUCAAGAAGCGAAACUUUCCAUUGGCAAAGCAACAAGUGAGAGGGAGAGGGAAAUGUCUGAACAUGAUAGCCAGGAUAUGUCACAAGAUACACCAGAACUCAAAGUUGAUAUAGAGGUCAAAACAGAGGACACUGUUACCACAGCCAAAACAGCAGAGUGUGACGGGAUUAAAAAAGCACCUGACGAAACACGUCCUGUGUACGCCAUCUCCGCUUUUUGGAAUGAGAUGGAGAAGCUGACCAUUAAUGACAUCUUGCGACUGCGUAUGGUCAGCAAUGCCCAGCAGUCCAGUGUUCUCCCCCAGCCACCAGAGAGUGAGGCAGCCGACACCUCCGAUGCCGCAGACUCAGGUUACUUCACUCACCUGGAAGACUACAAACCUCACCGCUCCAGUGGCGACAUGUCCACCAUUUCUGAUUUUGACAAAGAAUUCUCACAACAUCAAAAUGCUGAUAAUCCAAGCACUGAUCCAAUCAUGAGUGAUGAGUCACCCAACUCUAUUGGUAUCUUGUGGGAAAGCGAGCCAGACUCAGUUAGCGUUGGGGCUGGUAUAUACCCUGAAAAUGUAGCAAUGCCAAGUUCCGCAAGUGACAUCCCCCUACCAAUCUUUUCAGGCAGUGCCCGACAGUACUUAAGAAAAAUUCGCAAAAAUGUCAGCGUGCAGAACCUACUAGCUCUGGAAGUUGAACCCCUUUGCCAGGUGUUGAAAGGUCGGGCCUUACCUGCUGUCAUAUCAGAGGAAGGAGAACCAGAAAUGGAGUCCUGCAAUGAUGGACAUUUAGUGAGGCAACACAGUGGCAUGGAUUCUUUACCUCCAGCUUCUUUUUCGGAGGAUGUGUCAACAGAAAGCAAUCAGAUUUCUUUCUCUGAGAUCAUCCAGUACAUCUUUGGAGGAAAUAAAUCGGAGCCCAGUCCAUCGGAAACAGACAACAUGGCCGCCUACUAUGUCAACAGUGAUUCAGUCCCUGAGUAUGAGCAUUUCUACUCAGAGUUUGAUGCAGGAAGCUUCUUCUACCCUGUCAGGGAGGCAUCAGGCCACAACAAGGAUGAGCAGGUGCCCAUCUUUUCCUGCGGCCGUUCGGCCAACAAGAAUCUUCAGUUCCCGGAGGCCUAUGAUAAUUUCUUCUCCAGUGACUCGUCUGUAGACUCGGAUGAGGAUGAUAACCAAGACCGCAGUCCGAUCCGGGUGAUCACGCGGUUUAACCAUAAGCCAAGUGAGACCCAAGGUGUCAUAGUGGCUCCGGACAUAUAUGAGGACUUUUUCACAGACGAGGGACUGAGUGAGAACCUCUUCUGGAAAAACUAUUUCUCCCUGCGGAAGGUCAGCUUCACUGGCUCCACCAGCCAAAGUCAGAGAUCUCACUCCUGGUCGCUGGUUUCUGUGGAUGAGAUCAAGAGUUCAUUCCGCAGAACCAUUAGACCCAUCAACGCACUGGGCAUCCAAGACAAGCCUUUUCCUGAUCAAUUGCUGUACAACCUAGAGGGCAGGAUCUUCAGGCAGCUGGCCGAACAGAAGAGGAGAUAUCCGGAUCUGCAGAUGGUCGCUGCUAAUCCCAGUAAGACCAUUUUCUCUAUUAUGAUCUCAUACACAUUAUUAUGCACAUUCAGCACUUGGAGUCUUCAAGUAUUUAUUAUUUUUUAAAGAUCUAACCCAGCUGGGAAAACUGACAUAUUUCUUGACAUCAUGGCCAAGAUGUAUACUGGUUGUAAAAUGAUGUGUUUUUUUACAACCAGAAAAUGUACUUACCAUGUCAAAUUUUGCAAGCUGGCAAGAGGUAGUGCAAUCUAAUAGUUGAUGACAAUCACGUUAGAUGAAGACCUUAGUCAUAAUCCAUUACUAACUAUUGUAAUCUUAGUGGGCUCCCUCAACCCAGCUGUCAAUGAACACUGACUAGACGCACGUAGUAGUGCUAAGCCAAGUGCCAGAGGAAUGGUUGGACGUGAUAACUCUUCUUCACUCACUGUCUGUGUCCUCUCAAGCUGCCCAGUGCCAAGCAUUAUUCACAUGUUUGCCAUCAAAUGGGAAGUAUAAAUAGUCCCACAAUGGUAGCCAAAAGAGCACCAUUCCAUCCAGCAAGCAGCUCUAAGACGGAACAGUGACCUUGACCAUACAUAUACACUACCAGUCAAAAGUUUGGCCACACCUACUCAUUCAAGGGUUUUUCUUUAUUUUUACUAUUUUCUACAUUGUAGAAUAAUAGUGAAGACAUCAAAACAAUGAUAUAACAAAUAUGGAAUCAUGUAGUAACCAAAAAAGUGUUAAACAAAUCAAAAUAUAUUUUAUAUUUUAGAUUCUUCAAACUAGCCACCCUUUGCCUUGAUGACAGCUUUGCACACUCUUGGCAUUCUCUCAACCAGCUUCAUGAGGUAGUCACAUGGAAUGCAUUUCGAUUAACAGGUGUGCCUUCUUAAAAAUUAAAUUUGUGGAAUUUAUUGAUUUCUUAAUGUGUUUGAGCCAAUCAGUUGUGUUGUGACAAGGUAGGGGGGGUAUACAGAAGAUAGCCCUAUUUGGUAAAAGACCAAGUCCAUAUUAGAACAGCUCAAAUAAGCAACGAGAAACGACAGACCAUCAUUACUUUAAGACAUGAAGGUCAGUCAAUACGGAACAUUUCAAGAACUUUUAAAGUUUCUUCAAGUGCAGUCUCAAAAACCAUCAAGCGCCAUGAUGAAACUGGCUCUCAUGAGGAUUGCCACAGGAAAGGAAGACCCAGAGAUACCUCUGCUGCAGAGGAUAAGUUCAUUAGAGUUACCAGCCUCAUAAAUUGCAGUCCAAAUAAAUGCUUCACAGAGUUCAAGUAACAGACACAUCUCAACAUCAACUGUUCAGAGGGGACUGUGUGAAUCAGGCCUUCAUGGUUGAAUUGCUGCAAAUAAACCACUACUAAAGGACACCAAUAAUAAGAAGAGACCUGCUUGGGCCAAGAAACACGAGCAAUGGACAUUAGACCGGUGGAAAUAUAUCCUUUGGUCUGGAGUCCAAAUUUGAGAUUUUGGGUUCAAAUCUGCGUGUCUCUGUGAGACGCGGUGUGGGUGCAUGGAUGAUCUCUGCAUGUGUAGUUCCCACCGUAAAGCAUAGAGGAGGAGGUGUUAUGGUGUGGGGGUGCUUUGCUGGUGACACUGUCUGUGAUUUAUUUAGAAUUCAAGGCACACUUAACCAGCUUGGCUACCACAGUAUUCUGCAGCGAUACGCCAUCCCAUCUGGUUUGGGUUUAGUGGGACUAUCAUUUGAUUUUUCAACAGGACAAUGACCCAACACACCUCCAGGCUGUGUAAGGGCUAUUUUACCAAGAAGGAGAGUGAUGGAGUGCUGCGUCAGAUGACCUGGCCUCCACAAUCCCCCGACCUCAACCCAAUUGAGAUGGUUUGGGAUGAGUCGGACGGGAGAGUGAAGGAAAAGCAGCCAACAAGUUCUCAGCAUAUGUUGGAACUACUUCAAGACCGUUGGAAAAGCAUUCCAGGUGAAGCUGGUUGCGAGAAUGCCAAGAGUGUAUAAAGCUGUCAUCAAGGCAAAGGGUGGCUAUUUGAAGAAUCUAAAAUCUAAAAUAUAUUUUGAUUUGUUCAACACUUUUUUGGUUACUACAUUUUACAUUUACAUUUUAGUCAUUUAGCAGACGCUCUUAUCCAGAGCGACUUACAGUUAGUGAAUACAUUAUUUUUUUUUAUACUGGCCCCCCGUGAUUCCAUAUGUGUUACUUCAUAGUUUUGAUGUCUUCACUAUUAUUCUACGCUGCAAAAAAUAGUAAAAAUAAAGAAAAACCCUUGAAUGACUAGGUGUGUCCAAACUAUUGACUGGUUCUGUACAUAGCACAAUGUCUUUAACAUGCUGAUCAACAAUUAUUCACCCAUACAUUGGCCUUAAAGGGAAGUUAGCAAAACACAUAUCCCUUAUAGGUGAACAAAAACACCUGGGUGCCACAGAGCUGUCCCAGUGUCACACUGUAGAUUGUUUGGAAUUAGUCCAGGUACCACUGUGGCUGGAACCUGAUCAGGGGACAGUGUAAAAAAACUGGAAGUUUCCUGCCUAAUGUAAUGAGGCCUGGUCUGUCUGGAGCAGGUAUGGGAUUUUAGAUCAAUGAUAAUCACACUGAUGUCACCCUGGACAUAUUCCCCGCGUGAUCAUGCAUUAUCACAGUAAGCCCAUUUCCUCUGUGCUCCAUGGGGACAAUUGUACUCACAAGACAGCUGAACAAUGCCACCUCCCCACUGAUCUUAUAUUUUCAUUUUGGAGCCAAAGAGCACACAAAGUACUCCAAAGUACUCUCAGACCAACAGUUUUACCUGUGUGUCAUCUUUACUAUUGCAUAGGUCUUUUCCAUCUAUUCUGUUAUACUUGUAUGAGACAAAUACCUUUUUCAAUCUACUGAACCGAGCCAACUUGUACUGUGCUGGCCUCAUUACGCAUCCACCAAAGUUGCUGGAGCCGUGCUGGAGAGGACGGUGUAAAAAGAAAAUAUCCAAGCCAGCACAGUACGGUUGGCGUUGGCACAAUAAUAUGAAAAGGGUAGUACAGUAGAGAAUGUUCAAUCUUGAAAGUGAUACAUUUUGUUUGACUAUUUACACAGCAACAUACUGUGUCCUUUGUAGGGUUAGAUGCCUCCCUUGUACCUCUCAGACAGUCAGACAUGUGUUUAGUCUGCAUCGCAUUCGCCUCCUGGGUGUUGAAGUCCGCUAACCCACAAGCUGGAGAUGCCUGGAAGGCUGGUACGUACAUGAGCAAAUUCUAUAGACCUGGGCCUGGUUUCCCAAAAGCAUCUUAAUGCUAAGUCCAUCGUUAGAACCUUUGUAUGAGCAUUGUUAAAUCUCCUAGCUGUCUAAAGUUGCACUUGAAAAUGCUUGUUAUUUAACGAUUGCCUCAGACCACUCGUAGAACAGCUAUGUGUGUCGUCAGUGACCUUGACCAUACAUAUACUCUACCAGUCAAAAGUUUGGCCACACCUACUCAUUCAAGGGUUUUUCUUUAUUUUUUACUAUUUUCUACAUUGUAGAAUAAUACUGAAGACAUCAAAACUAUGAAAUAACACAUAUAGAAUCAUGUAGUAACCAAAAAAGUGUUAAACAAAUAAAAAAUAUAUUUUAUAUUUGAGAUUCUUCAAACUAGCCACCCUUUGCCUUGAUGACAGCUUUGCACACGUUUUGCAUUCUCUCAACCAGCUUCAUGAGGUAGUCACCUGUGUGGGUUAGUGUUAGGGUUAGAAUUAGGUUUAGGGUUAGGGUUAGGAGAUGGGGUUAGGUUUAGGGUUAGGGGUUAGGGAAAAUAGGAUUUUGAAUGGGAAUGAAUUUUGUGUCCCCACAGGGUUAGUUAUAAAAGACUAUGUGUGUGUGUGUGUGUGUGUGUGUGUGUGUGUGUGUGUGUGUGUGUGUGUGUGUGUGAGUGAAUUUGAGAGAGAUAGAGCGGUGGUGUGUGUGUGUGGGAAUGUUGGACAUGUUCACUCAAUCAGAGUCACAGUUUUGACACUAUGGUAGUCCUGGGGUACAGGCUUGGUGGGCCCAUAAUUUUCAUUCCCAGCACUCCACCCAGACCUCAUUAGGUUUGUUACAACUAACGCUGACCCUUGCAGCCAUUAGCUAGCUUCAACUGUAACUACAUGUUCAAAGUUUAGCAUUGCUAACUUACAUCAAAUAUAUCUAGACAAACUGGUUUCAAACAUGAAAUACGUUUGGUUAAUCUAACUACAAAGCAGGUGAUACCAUCACCAAAAACAAUUGGGCCCAAAAAAUUACUUUCUUACCCCAAAAUCUGAUUAAAAAAAUAAAUAAAAAAUCAGCAAGGUUUAUCACAGGGUCUUGCUUCUUCACAUGAGGGUUGAGGACUAAACUGAGCAUGUGCACAGUGAGUCACAUUAUUUUAGCUUGUACCUGAUUGGAGAUAUUGAGAGUCUUACAACUAUCCUGUUUUACAACCGUCCCAGUCUCCUCUAAACAUCUUAUCCCGUUUACUGUUGUUUUUGCUGUCUGUGCAGGCUCAGUUUUGCAUAUCAUGGGUGUUGUGUGAUGAAGUUUUCAUCUGAUUGUCAAACAAAUCACUUAAAAAAUGUGUCUACCUGCGCAGUUCGAUCCACCAUAAUAAUUUAGCCUACUACAAUUCAUUUUCUGCUUAUAAUUUCCGACAUUUGGUAGGCAAAUUGUUUGUCAACUAUAGUUUGAUACAUGCAGCUUCUCUUCUGUCAUAGCCUAACUUGUUUCCCCAGAAGACGAAAUAAAGUAGUGCUCAACAGAAUAAUGUCUUACAUGAAUGCAUUAAUAAUCUAGUUAACACCUGUAAAGUUGUCUGUUUCCUUUAGGGAAGAAAGGGGAGAAAACACAAUAACCCCAAAACAGUGGAAAGAUGGGUCCUGUCCAAAUGUCAUCAGUUUGACCGGUUUUAAGGAAAUGAAAAGCUGAGAAAACAACGAAACACGUUUCUGAUAAGACUUCAGUUCCUCUUGGGUGCAUAUUUUAUGUGGUUGAAAUACUGUCUGCUUGCAUAACAGUGUCAAAGAUAACACAUUACUUGUACAUUAGCAUUUUCUCAAGAGAUGCCACUCCUGUUCCUGAGACAAAAUUAAUAUUUGGUGUAUAAUUUUACUGCACGAAAUGCAUAAUUCUACAGGAGUUAAUAUUAUAUUAUGCUACAUGUGAGAGGUUAUAGGCCUACAGUGUGUCCAUAUUUCAGUUACUAGCCCAUAUGAACUUAAAUGAGGAAUAUUCAGUUUAUUCAUGGUACAGGGAUACUCAUGAGCGGGAUAUCAAAGGUGCUUAUCCCGAAUAAGACCUUAAGCAGGGAUUUUACCUACUAUACGGAAUACUGUGCACAUGCAAACAUGGUCAGUGUUUCAUAGGGAAUCAUGUUACAAAACAGGUCGAGGAGACACGAGAUGCUCACAAAUGGUUUUUGGAAUAUUGACAAGUUGCAGUUGGGCAGGGCAUGCUCCAGGCAUAAGCCUGCUAGGGGGCCCUGACCCAAAACAUUUUUUUAAAUAAAAAAACAAAUACAAAAAAAUGUAGGAACUCAGUCAAGGGUCUCAACUUAUUGUUGGGAGUUAGAAUAGUAGAAUACACAAGGUGCAAGUUUGACAUUUGGUUGUGCAUCAGCAGUUUUUCUCAUGUUUUGUCAGUCACUGUCACGUUGGUUGAAGGACGGGUCAGACCAAGGUGAUAAGUGUACAUGUUUAUUGAACUGAUAAACACACAACGAAAACAACAAAGGAAACGAAACGUGAAGUCCAAGGUAGCACACACACAACAUACCUUACACGGAACAAGAUCCCACAACUAGACAGACCAAAUGUGGUCCUCUGUAGCUCAGCUGGUAGAGCACGGCGCUUGUAACGCUAAGGUAGUGGGUUCGAUCCCCGGGACCACCCAUACACAAAAAUGUAUGCACGCAUGACUGUAAGUCGCUUUGGAUAAAAGCGUCUGCUAAAUGGCAUAUUAUUUUUAUUAUUAUAUUAUAAUAGGCUGCCUAAGUGUGGUCCCCAAUCAGAGACAACGAGCGACAGCUGCCUCUGAUUGGGAACCACACCGGCCAAUGUAGAACUAAACAUACUAGACAAGCCACAUAGAAAAAGCACAACAAGGAAUAUACACACCCUGACUCAACAUAUAAGCGUCCCCUGAGUCAGGGCGUGACAGUACCCCCCAAAGGUGCGGACUCUGACCGCACAACAUAAACAUAACAGGAUAGGGGCCGGGUGGGCAUUCCGCCUCGGAGGCGGAUCCGGCUCAGGGCGUGACGACCUUUCACUCUCCGCCUCCCUGUUGCGCCCCUGGUCUGGUCUGGACCUCGGCGCGCUGCUUCCCCUCUCCUUCCUCCCACGAUACGCCAGGCCCUGUCUGGACCCUGGUGUGGAAGACCCCGAACCUGGAGAGGGGCUGACGUCAUGGUCUGGACUGGAGCCGCUGACCGGAGCUGGAUGGGGCACCGGUGGAGCGGACUGCUCUGGCUCCGGAGUGGAGCCGCUGACCGGAGCUGGAUCAGGCACCGGUGGAGCGGACUGCUCUGGCUCCGGAGUGGAGCCGCUGACCGGAGCUGGACUUGACCCCGGUGAAGCGGACUGCUCUGGCUCCGGAGUGGUGCAGCUGACCGGAACUGGAACGGGCACCGGUGGAGCGGACUGCUCUGGCUCCGGAGUGGAGCAGCUGACCGGAACUGGACUGGACCCGGCACCGGUGGACCGGGCACGGGCCGUGCCGGACAAAUGCACCACUGGUCUGGUGCGAGGAGCAGGCACGGGCCGGACCUGACUAGGAACACGCACCACUGGCUUGGUGCGAGGGGCAGGAACGGGCCGGGCCAGACUGGCGACGCGCACCACUGGCUUGGCGCGAGGAGCAGGAACAGGCCGGGCCGGGCUGGCGACGCGCACCACUGGCUUGGCGCGAGGAGCAGGAACAGGCCGGGCCGGGCUGGCGACGCGCACCACUGGCUUGGUGCGAGGAGCAGGAACAGGCCGGGCCGGACUGGCGACGCGCACCACUGGCUUGGUGCGAGGAGCAGGAACAGGCCAGGCCAGGCCGGGCUGGCGACGCGCACCACUGGCUUGGUGCGAGGAGCAGGAACAGGCCGGGCCGGGCUGGCGACGCGCACCACUGGCUUGGUGCGAGGAGCAGGAACAGGCCAGGCCGGGCUGGCGACGCGCACCACUGGCUUGGUGCGAGGAGCAGGAACAGGCCGGGCCGGACUGUGGAGGUGGACUGGAGGUCUAGAGCGGAGAGCUGGCACAACCCGUCCUGGCUGGCUGCCCACUUUCGCACUACACAUGCGGGGUGCUGGCACAGGAUGCACUGGGCUGUGCACGCGCACUGGCAAUACAGUUCGUAGAACUGGCGCAGGAUAUGCGGGACCAAGGAGGCGUACUGGAGACCAGGAGCGUUGAGCCGGCACACCCCGUCCUGGCUGGAUGCCCAUCUUCGCACGGCACGUGUGUGGUGCAAGCACAGGACGUACAGGACUGUGCCGGCGCACUGGCGACACAGUACGUAGCUCCGCAUAACACGGAGCUUGCCCAGUCAUACGCCUCUUCGCGUGAGUACGGGGAGUUGGCUCUGCUCUAACCCUAGGCUCCGCCAACCACCCCGUGUGCCCCCCCCAAAAAAAAAAUUAUUGGGGCUGCUUCUCGGGCUUCCUCCUCGACCGGCCUCCUCCGUGUUGCCGUUGCUCCUCUCCUGCCUGGGCAUCUAACUUAGCCAUGGUCCUUUCCCCGCAAAUAUCUCCUCCCAUGACCACAAAUUGGCCACCUGUGACAUGGCCAUCCGCUCCGCCUGGGCACUCUGCUUGGUCCUCGUUUGGUCGUUGAAGCGGAGACAACGUGAUACACUGAUAAACACAUACACAACGACAACAACAAAGGAAACGAAACGUGAAGUCCAAGGUAGCACACACACAACCUACCUUACACACGGAACAAGAUCCCACACUAGACAGUGCCAAUAGGCUGCCUAAGUUGUGUUCCCCAAUCGAGAGAUCAACGAGCGACACUUGCCUCUGAUUGGGAACCACACCGGCCAAACGUAGAACUAAACAUACUAGACAAGCCACAUAGAAAAAGCACAACAAGGAAUAUACACACCCUGACUCAACAUAUAAGCGUCCCCUGAGUCAGGGCGUGACAGUCACUGACAGUCACUCAAUUAGCCAUGCCAGCUAACACUUUUUUCAUUGGUAAGUUAGUCUAGGCAGUGUUUUUUUUACUUGUUGUAAUCAUGGCCGAAUACCGACCGGGGCAUGCAGGGGGCCCCCAUAUUUUUUUUGUCACUCUUACUCAGAUAUCAUUAACAUGGCAUAAGUCAUUGCAAAAUGUGUAUAAUUGCAGGAAAUUAGCUUUAAAACUGCAACAAUUUGUCUUUGCCCCAUAGCAAAAUGAGUAGAAUUGCAAGAAUUUUUUUAUAAAAUUGCAAACUUUUCUCUGCCCCAUGGCAAAAUGGGUAGAAUUGCAGAAAAUUUGCUUUAAAACUACAAAAAUGUAUCUCUGCCCAAUGACAAAAUGUAAUUUUUCGCUCCGCCGUCAAAAGAGGGGGGGGGCACAUCAACAUGUUGCCCGCUUGGUGGGGGGCCCCCCAACCAAAUCUCGCUUAGGGCUCCCAAAAGGCUAGGGCUCCCUGCAGUUACAAGUGCACUCUAAUCAUCUCAAUUCUCAUUUUGCCCCCCAAAAAGUGGCAGACUCGAGUGAUCACUAUCAAACACAUCAGCAAGUGGCCACUCCAUAAACGGCUUAGGGCCAAGUGUUUUCAACAACAAGUUUGAGGCGCUGCGUAAUGGGCAAGUCUGUUUCACUGUCUGGAGGUUCUGGCUGCUAUGAUUGGAUAGAGCAUGUGUAGCUGAUAGAGGACAAUCACAGCUGCUUCUCUUGUGGUAGUGGGCACUGGGCAACUGGGCAUGAUCCCAACCCUUCAGUAAGUUGUGAUGAACUCACAAAACUCUGUUUUGGACGAGACUGAAUUUAUGACCAAAAUUAUCCUAAUUAUACUUUGUAGUCAAUUUUGACACUAUAAUUAAUGUUUCGGACUUAUAUCGAUGCCACAUGCCGUUUUAAACAAGAUACGUUUGUUCUAAGGAGCAGUUGACCUUUAAAGCCAAUGUUAUUGAUACAUUCUGAAGAAUAUUAUUAUAUAUUCUAGUCUAGUGUAUUGGUAAAAUAUUUAUGUGAGCAGUCUAUUUGUUCUUAUGAGUUUAUUAUAUGAUUACAUUAUUAUACAAACGUUCAAUUCAAUAAUAAUAAGAUGUCAUUAUUUGUAUAGUCAAGAAUGAUGCAAUCAUGGUAUUGGCUCAUGUGAUAUUUUUUCCCGCGGAAAAUUGCAGUUCUCCUGGCCAACAUAAGUGCGCUGUCUGCCAUCCGAUACCUGCGGAGAAGAGGCAGGGAAGAGGCAACUGGAGAGAAGCCGUUACGUCAAGCACCCUCCAUCUGAUACAGGAACAGUCAGCAUGCACAGCUACAGUAUGUCAUUCCUAACUUUACCACUUUCUCCCAUGGAAACGGAAUACAUCUGGGGUGCUUUGACGGUCAGUCCUAUCCGGGUUCCUUGGGAUGUCCCCACCCUACCCUAACCUUAACCCUUAC